AUGGAAAACCCCGCCGCAGUGGAAGAGAGGGAAAAGAAAAGCAGCAGCAACAUCUCGUACGUAACGCCAUGGGUCGCUAACGGACUAUCGUGGGCAAAUCAUCCCGACAAACCCUUCCGCCUCGCCAUCUCGUCCUACACAAAGGACUACCGCAACUACGUUGACAUUGUGGAGAAGAAUGAGGACAAUGAGAUCGUCUGCCGUGCCUCCUGGGAGCACUGCUACCCGCCUACCAAAGUUGUCUUCCCUCCACGCCCUCUGCAGUGCGAUGCGGUGAUCACCACGGCAGACUACUUGCGCCUGUGGGAAAUCACCGAGGGCGCACCCAAAGGAGAAAAGACCGCCCCCACCCAUGGUGACCCGCAGCACGAGGCAAGGGCAAGAACGAUCAACUCGAAGGUGACAAUGAAGCGUGUCUUUGACAGCGCAAAGCCGAACGACUUUUGCUCUCCAGUGACCUCCUGCGACUGGAACAGUGAAGACAUCAACACCGUGGCGUGCUGCAGUAUCGACUCAACAGUGACGUUGUGGGACAUGGAGACGGGGGCGCAAAAGACAAAGUUGGUGGCGCACGACAAGGAUGUGUAUGAUAUUGCGUUUGCCUCUGCUCACACCUUUGCCAGUUGCGGUGCUGACGGCUCUGUGCGCUUUUUCGAUCUACGCAACAUGGAUCACUGCACUAUUCUCUACGAGUCGCAAGGGCUCUCUCCGCUGCUGCGCCUGGCCUGGAAUCAGUUUGAUCCCUAUUUCAUCGCCACCUUCGGUAUCGAUAGCCCUGAUGCAGUAGUGAUUGACAUGCGCUACCCCACGGUUCCGGCCUCCCAGCUCUCGCAGCUGCAUCAGUUGCCCAUCAACAACCUCACAUGGUCGCCACAAAACGCGCAGAACCUCUGCACCGUGGGCGAGGACGGACUCGUCUGUGUGUGGGAGGCUAGGGCAGAGAAAGGUCGCUCCAUCCUGUGGUGCGACUGCGAGGUGCCUAUCAACAACGUGGCCUGGCGCCGUGCCCAAAACGAAGACUGGAUGGCCAUUACCACCUCGAAGGGUGCUCAGCUGCUGCCAUUGUAG
Messenger RNA from Leishmania braziliensis MHOM/BR/75/M2904, 1068 nucleotides. RefSeq lists its product as hypothetical. The transcript has a single exon. Lineage: Eukaryota; Euglenozoa; Kinetoplastea; Trypanosomatida; Trypanosomatidae. Gene Ontology annotation, cellular component: nucleus. The record is from RefSeq and is a predicted model, not a curated record. Gene Ontology annotation, molecular function: protein binding. The coding region runs from base 1 to 1068 and encodes 355 amino acids.